CGAAACUAUUCAGUUACAUUCAGAGCUGUCUUCACAAACCUCGGCGCGAGCGGAAGACUGCCCCCAACUUCCCUUGGUAGUUACUACAGUGGUCAGGAUCAUGACGGUCAAGUUACAUUGGUCAGCGGUAUUCAACGCUGGACCGUGCAGUACACAGGCGACUACAGAAUAGAGGCAGUAGGAGCUGCAGGGGGGUACGACACGGGAAGUAACGCAGGCAUAUUUCGUGGAAGAGGUGCUAGAAUGGAGGGGACUUUUAACUUAUCUCAAGGCGAAACAAUUCAAAUACUCGUGGGUCAAGAGGGUGGAAUUAACAAUGUAACUACUUCUGCUGGAGGCGGUGGAGGUACGUUUGUGGUCAUGAUUGGAAACAAAACGCCAUUGAUAGUGGCUGGUGGAGGAGGAGGCGUGAAUUAUUCCAACACAAGAUAUACUGGAUGUGAUGCAACGACGGCGACAAUAGGUAGAACUGGGCACCUGUCAUUGGCGGGAGGCGGUGGUGGUCUGGGAUCAGAGACCGGCCAGAGUACAAAUUUAGGUGAGAAAAUUUAACUGUAUAAGAGUGGAUCCUUCUUUUAAAAGCAGCAAUCUUAUGACCAUCCGUUCGGAUUCAGUCAGAUAAUCCACUAAACUACCCUGGCUCCAGAGGUCCGUUCUCAAAAUACCUAAUAUUAAAUAAACCGUGCUUACGGUCUGAUAAGGCUCCCGAGACGGACCUCUGGUUACACAAGCACGCAACCUCAUUUCCAUGCGAGAAAUCAGUUCAGAAUCUGAACUGGGUCGCCGAUUGUUUACUCCCACGUCCGCAGGGGACAUUAAUGCUGUAACAGUGACCUUGAUUAGCUGCAUCGAAGAACUUCACCGCAAGAGAUAAAAAAAACCGGUUGCGAUCAGAUGUUCAUAACAAACAAUAUAAUCCCGGGUUAUAAUUCGGAGAUCUCGACUUUUAUGUUUCCCUUUGGAUGUGUGGCUAAGCAGUCUCUGGCUAAACUUCGAAAUAAUUUAAGCGAACAUCCGACAACUGGAUCAACGUUGCUCGAGGAAGAAGCUUUGUUUGAAUUUUUCCUACCAAAGGACGUACUUUGAAUGAAUGUGAUGAUUUCCUGCUAUAGUUUGUCUAGGGCUCAGUUCUGCAGUGUUGUUUGCGCUGGAUGUCCAAGAUGUUGAAUUCUCACGGAUAGUACCCUGGGUGCAAAAGGUUUAUUCUUUUUUCCCUAAUUCCUGAUAGUUCGCGGCGCGGGUCUAUUUGCUAAAAAAUGCAGCAGAAUGAUGUUUUAUUUGGUAUAGCCGUUUUGUCUGGCAAUAUUUAGUUGACCUGGUAAAGUAAUACAAGUGUCGCGGACCUCCUUUUAUUCUGUUGACUUCCAAAAACAUACAGAGCUCGAGUGUGUACUUCUCAGACUUCUCAGCUGACUUCUGCCUUUUUUAUAUACUUGGCACUUGAAGUGUAUUUUUUGGAAAAGAAUUUGUGACAACUUUUAAUACACCGUAGCAAAGUGAGCUUUCGCGCAAUCCUAUUGUCCUGCAUCGCAGACGCAGAGUCACGUAGGAUCAAAUCUCAGCUGUCAGCGUCAAUGAAAACAAACAUGCACAUCAGCUCCAAACCGGUUUGGUGAGAUAUUUGAUCCUAACACUGCAUGGAAGUGAGACUAGUAGCUCCCGUGGCCAGAGGUUAUUUUUUUCUCUCGGCGCUUCGCGCCUCGUUAAAUCGGCUACGCCGCGAACCAUCAGUAUCGAUAACACAAAAAUAUUCUCUGGAACCCAGGAUACCACUAAACAACCUUUUCUUGAAUAACUGACACUUUGAAGUUAUUAAUAGAGAGAUUAAGCAUCGCGUUUUCGGAAAAAGGCAAAGAUACAUUUGUACCACGUGACCAAGUUUUCCCGUUAAUUGUCGUUUACCGGUUCAUUAUAACUACACGAAAAUCGGUAGAUUCACGCCAAUUCUAUUCAUAACAACUGCUUUAAUCUGUUGACCGCUCAUUUCUCAUUUUGUAAAAUUUCUCAACUUGAAUCUCCCGUUUGCUGCUUUUGGUACAGUAAAUCACAUCUCAUGCCCACUCUCUAAACUCUCUUCUAUAUUUUUAGAUGGUGUGAAAGUUAUUUAACUCCAUUUCCUUGAGUAAACCAUUCAGCUCGCCGAAUUUUCUUCAACUGAAAUUUUUGAUUACUUGAUAUUUACAUUUGGGAAAAAUUUCACCCUCUUUAUCUAGGUAUUGUAGUGAAAAAUAUUGCCAUUCAAUCAUUAGCCCGCGAAACAGCCGUCAUACUCGCUCUUGCGUCCCCAGCGGCAAGAAGUUCAACACCCUUUUUUAAUCUUUUUCCGGUAAAGGAAACUUACCGUACGGUGGAUAGCGCUCUCCGUCUUUUAAACUACUGAGAAUCGGAAAGAAAAGGGAAUUUGUAAAGCUUCUUUAUUUCUUUACUUUAGGCGGUGGCGGCGGUGGGUUCUACACCAGUGGACGAAGUUCAACGCAGUUUGGAGGUUCGAAUGGGACUGGUGGAGAAGGAGGUAGAGGGUUUAUUCAGGGAGGAAUUGGUGGAAGAUCUUGGUUAAAAAAUGUUGUUGGGGGAUUUGGAGGAGGUGGUGGUGCUUAUGGAAGCGGAGGAGGUGGUGGUGGUGGUGGAGGCUACUCUGGGGGUGGUAGCGGGAAAGGUUUACCGGAAGCCUGUGGAGGAGGGGGAGGAUCCUACAACGCUGGAAAGAAUCAGCAAAAUGAAUGUUGUUACAAUGCAGCUGGACAUGGUCAGGUGACCAUAACACUAAUUUAA
Messenger RNA from Porites lobata, 2772 nucleotides. The record is from the annotation of a GenBank genome assembly. NCBI's taxonomy places the organism in Eukaryota, Metazoa, Cnidaria, Anthozoa, Scleractinia, Poritidae.